AGAGGGACUGAUGAAAAUGGCGGCGUCUCGUCGCUCAUCCCAGCAGCAACAAUCAAACCUUUCAUCCCCACCACGACCCUCUACACAUACUCUAACUCCUCCGGGAUCACCCCCAGUGUCCGGAGGGUCGACAGCAUCGCCUGUGGCUGGGCCCGAGCAAGAGAGUGUCGUUGAUCCGGAGAUAACUCCGGUCUCCCCCGACCUCCCUGCUCCGGCCCUGAGCAGUAGCAGCUCUACUAGCUCAUCCACAGCUGGCGGUAGCAGCAGUGGCUCCAGUCCGGAUUCAGGCAGCACCAGCCCUGGAGGCGGCGGCUGUGGGACCAGUGGAGCCUUUCGGGAGCUUUUCGAGGCCUGUCGCAAUGGGGACGUAUCACGGGUGAAGAGACUGGUGGAUUCGGUUAAUGUGAACGCUAAAGACAUGGCUGGUCGUAAAUCGACCCCGCUGCAUUUUGCUGCAGGUUUUGGGAGGAAGGACGUUGUGGAGCAUCUCCUUCAGACUGGGGCAAACGUCCAUGCCCGUGAUGAUGGUGGUUUAAUUCCGUUGCAUAAUGCCUGCUCUUUUGGCCACGCUGAGGUUGUCAGUCUGCUGUUAUGCCAAGGAGCUGACCCAAAUGCUCGUGAUAAUUGGAACUACACACCACUGCACGAGGCAGCCAUCAAGGGCAAAAUUGAUGUGUGCAUUGUACUGCUCCAGCACGGCGCCGACCCCAACAUCCGCAACACCGAUGGCAAGUCGGCGCUGGACCUGGCCGAGCCGUCCGCCAAGGCAGUCCUCACCGGCGAAUACAAGAAGGACGAACUCCUGGAAGCCGCUAGGAGCGGCAAUGAAGAGAAGCUCAUGGCACUGCUCACGCCCCUCAACGUCAACUGCCACGCCAGUGACGGCCGCAAGUUUUGUAUUGGCAUUCAGGAGGCCAGAGAGAUGUCGGACAUCUUGAUUUGUCAGCACAACUCGACAUCGCAAAAAAUGCUGUCCACACCGCUGCAUCUAGCAGCUGGCUAUAACCGCGUGAGGAUAGUGCAGCUCCUUCUGCAGCACGGCGCAGACGUUCAUGCCAAGGACAAAGGUGGCCUCGUUCCUCUUCACAACGCCUGUUCCUAUGGCCAUUAUGAGGUCACCGAGCUUCUGCUGAAGCACGGCGCGUGUGUGAACGCCAUGGACUUGUGGCAGUUCACGCCCCUGCACGAGGCGGCGUCCAAGAACCGCGUGGAGGUGUGCUCCCUUCUGCUGAGCCACGGGGCCGACCCCACACUGGUCAACUGCCACGGGAAGAGCGCCGUCGACAUGGCCCCUACCCCCGAGCUCAAGGAGAGGCUCACAUAUGAGUUUAAGGGCCACUCUCUGCUCCAGGCGGCCCGGGAGGCGGACAUGGCGAAGGUGAAGAAGACCUUGGCCCUAGAGAUCAUCAACUUCAAGCACCCGCAGACCCACGAGACGGCCCUGCACUGUGCGGUGGCGUCGCCUCACCCCAAACGCAAGCAAGUCACCGAGCUGCUGCUGCGCAAGGGAGCCAACGUCAACGAGAAGAACAAAGACUUCAUGAUGCCGCUUCACGUUGCAGCAGAGAGGGCGCACAAUGACAUCAUAGAGGUGCUGCAGAAACACGGGGCCAAGAUGAACGCUGUGGACACACUGGGCCAGACGGCGCUGCACCGGGCGGCGCUGGCCGGUCACCUGCAGACGUGUCGACUGUUGCUAAGCUACGGGGCUGACCCAGCCAUCGUCUCGCUGCAGGGCUUCACCGCCGCCCAGAUGGGUAACGAGGCUGUGCAGCAGAUCCUCAACGAAAACAUUCCUGUGAGAAACUCAGAUGUUGACUACCGGCUCCUGGAGGCAGCGAAAGCAGGAGACCUGGACACUGUGAAGCAACUGUGCUCGCCCCAGAAUGUGAACUGCCGGGAUCUGGAGGGCCGACAUUCCACGCCGCUGCACUUUGCCGCCGGCUACAACCGCGUGUCCGUGGUGGAGUACCUCCUGCAUCAUGGUGCCGACGUCCACGCUAAAGACAAAGGGGGCCUAGUGCCGCUGCACAACGCCUGCUCUUACGGCCACUACGAGGUGGCGGAGCUGCUGGUGCGCCACGGGGCAUCGGUGAACGUGGCCGACCUGUGGAAGUUCACCCCGCUGCACGAGGCUGCCGCCAAGGGCAAGUACGAGAUCUGCAAGCUGCUGCUCAAGCACGGUGCGGACCCCACCAAGAAGAACCGUGACGGGAACACGCCGCUGGACAUGGUGAAGGAGGGCGACACGGACAUCCAGGACCUGCUGCGCGGAGACGCCGCCCUGCUGGACGCGGCUAAGAAGGGCUGCCUGGCCCGCGUGCAGAAGCUCUGCAGCCCCGACAACAUCAACUGCAGGGACACGCAGGGACGCAACUCUACACCACUGCACCUGGCCGCUGGUUACAAUAACCUGGAGGUGGCGGAGUAUCUACUAGAGCAUGGAGCAGAUGUCAACGCCCAGGACAAGGGUGGACUGAUACCCCUACACAAUGCAGCGUCAUAUGGGCAUGUGGACAUUGCGGCACUGCUGAUCAAGUACAACACGUGUGUGAACGCGACGGAUAAGUGGGCCUUCACGCCGCUGCACGAGGCGGCCCAGAAGGGCCGGACCCAGCUGUGCGCUCUGCUCCUGGCCCACGGCGCCGACCCCACCAUGAAGAACCAGGAGGGACAGACGCCGCUCGACCUCGCCACGGCUGAUGACAUCAGGGCACUGCUGAUCGACGCCAUGCCGCCGGACGCACUGCCCACCUGCUUCAAGCCGCAGGCCACCGUGGUGAGCGCCGCAGUCAUCUCGCCGGCCUCCACGCCCUCGUGCCUCUCCGCCGCCAGCAGCAUCGACAACCUGGCCGGGCCUCUGGCCGAGCUGGCCCCACCCGAGGGCCCGGGGCCCGCCGGGGCCACCGGGACGGACAGGAAGGAAGGAGAGAUCACCAUCCUGGACAUGAACAUCAGCCAGUUCCUGAAGAGUCUGGGCCUGGAGCACUUGCGGGACAUCUUUGAGCGUGAGCAGAUCACGCUGGAUGUGCUGGCGGACAUGGGUCACGAGGAGCUGAAAGAGAUCGGCAUCAACGCCUACGGCCACCGGCACAAACUCAUCAAGGGCAUCGAGAGGUUACUGGGCGGACAGCAAGGUGGCAACCCCUACCUGACAUUCCACUGCGCCAGUCAGGGCACGGUACUCAUAGACCUGGCCCCCGACGACAAGGAGUUCCAGUCAGUGGAAGAGGAGCUGCAGAGCACCAUCCGAGAGCACAGAGACGGAGGCAACGCAGGUGGAGUCUUCAGCCGGUACAACAUCAUCAAGAUACAGAAGGUGGUGAACAAGAAGCUUCGGGAGCGAUACGCACACAGACAGAAAGAGAUUGCCGAUGAGAACCACAAUCACCACAAUGAGCGGAUGCUCUUCCACGGCUCUCCGUUCAUCAAUGCCAUCAUCCACAAGGGCUUCGAUGAGAGGCACGCCUACAUCGGGGGCAUGUUCGGCGCCGGCAUCUACUUUGCCGAGAACUCGUCCAAGAGUAAUCAGUACGUGUACGGCAUCGGGGGCGGCACCGGUUGCCCCACCCAUAAAGACCGCUCCUGCUACAUCUGCCACAGACAAAUGCUGUUCUGCCGGGUGACACUGGGCAAGUCCUUCCUGCAGUUCAGUGCCAUGAAGAUGGCCCACGCACCCCCCGGCCAUCACUCGGUCAUCGGGAGGCCCAGCGUCAAUGGUCUGGCCUACGCCGAGUACGUCAUCUACCGGGGAGAACAGGCGUACCCAGAGUACCUGAUCACGUACCAGAUCCUGAAGCCGGAGAGUACAACGCCACCGACAGCCGCUGGGGAGCAGAAGUCCUAGUGCCCGUCCUUUUCUCUCUCCCCCCUCGACCCCCC
Messenger RNA from Alosa alosa (allis shad), 3882 nucleotides. RefSeq names its product tankyrase, TRF1-interacting ankyrin-related ADP-ribose polymerase a (gene tnksa). NCBI's taxonomy places the organism in Eukaryota, Metazoa, Chordata, Actinopteri, Clupeiformes, Clupeidae. The transcript has 29 exons. Gene Ontology annotation, cellular component: nucleus; cytoplasm. Bases 11 to 3847 code for a protein of 1278 amino acids. The record is from RefSeq and is a predicted model, not a curated record. Gene Ontology annotation, molecular function: NAD+ poly-ADP-ribosyltransferase activity; protein binding.